Messenger RNA from Panicum virgatum (switchgrass), 3169 nucleotides. RefSeq lists its product as uncharacterized. The transcript has 7 exons. The coding region runs from base 1545 to 3005 and encodes 486 amino acids. Lineage: Eukaryota; Viridiplantae; Streptophyta; Magnoliopsida; Poales; Poaceae. The record is from RefSeq and is a predicted model, not a curated record.
ACUCAGCGCGCUGAAGAGGCAAAGCGUCGAACACAUGGCGCGCGCCAUCCUCCGCCGCGCGCUCUCCCUCUCCGCCGCCGUGGCGUCCGCCUCCUCCCCCGCGACCCCCCGAGUCGCCGCAGCCUUCGCUUCCGCAUCCACCUCGUCCCCCGUCGUUCCUCUGCGCUCACCCCUCGACGACCGCCUCCACCGCCUCCUCCGCUCCGAGAUCACCUACCUCGCCGAGCGCCGCCCUCCCUACCCGCCGCCGAGGAGCUUUAAGUCGUUCGCCGUGGAGGACCGCCCGGGGGAGCAGUGGUUGAGCCUCCGCUCCCGCGCCGGAGCCGAUGAGGAGGUCAAGGUCGAGGCCACCAUGUUCGACGGCGCCGCGGAGCCGCUCCCCGAGGACGCGCCACUCUUCCGCCGCGUCGAGUCCCUGGAGCGCGGCCCGCGCCUCCACCUCAGCCUCAUCGUCGAGGUCACCCGGGGCGACCGCGUCCUCGGCUUCAUCUGCUCCGCCUGGCCCGACGAGCUCGCCGUCCGCCACGUGCUCGCCCUCAGGGCUGGCAGCGGCGGCGCCAGCAGCGAUGGCGCUCGUGGUGGACGCAGUUUCGAGAAGCUGGGUGCUGGGGAGAGGGAGGCGGUGACGAAGUUCUUGAAGGAGAGGGAGGUGGACGAGGAGCUCGCUGAAUUCUUGCAUGGCUACAUGGCGAACAAAGAGAAGAUGGAGCUUCUCCGGUGGUUGAAGACCGUCGAAUCAUUCCUUGACAAGUAGGAUAAGAACACACACAACAGGCACCCUGCUGUUUUAAGCACGAUUUCCCAUUGGAACGAAUAGGCUCCAACAACUGGUGCUAAGGGAGGAUCUCCUGCAGUCCCUGUGCACUAUCCUCCUUAAUGCCGUGCUAUAUGUCUACUCAUUUUGUUGCUGAAGAAGUUAUAUUUUUUUCACUUUUCAUAAUAGCUUAGCGCUCAUGGAGAUUGACGGCCUGAAUAUCCUACCGUAUUGUCAUUUCCUUGUGAUCAAGAUUGUUGUCAAUCGUGUAUCCGUUGAAAUCUGUGCCGUUUGACUUUUUGCAACAGCAAAUCUGUUCAUCUUGAAUUUCCAAGGGGUAGUUGCGUCCGUGCUAAUUGAUCUGCUCUUCUAAAUUCAGACAGUCCAAUGUCAAGGAGGACCUGCAACCGUUGGACUAAGCCAGGUGCACGGCUCGGAUCGACCCGCUGCACAUGAACUAUCCAUCCAUACCUCAACAAUUUUUUUCCCGAAGAAAAAAUCAUACCUCAAAUUCAGCACGUGAUAUGCUGGAACCGGCCAGGUAGGUAGAGGGGGCAGGUGUUUAUGACCCCACUGACUAGCUGGGCCCGCCUGCGGAUUCAACCCACCCCUCAACGGCUAGUUCCACCCCCAACCGUUGGGACAAAAACCAAACGUGAGGGAGCUCUCUCCCCAAAUCACACCCACUUCUCGCUCCGAUCGCCACCUCCCACAGACGCUCCCCUCACCAGCUCACCUCUCGAGAGAUCGCCAAGAAGCGGCGGCGGCGGUGGCGGCGAGCUCUGCGGCCAUGGGGUGCAAAUACACGCCGACGUACUACUCGGGCCUGCAGGACACCAUCGCGUCCCUGUGCAAGUCCAUCCUGCCCUCCUUCCGCGUGGGGCGCCGCCUCACCGCCGACCAGGCCGCCGCGCGCCGCCACGCCGAGCAGCUCAAGUGGCAGCAGGAGUCCUUCCACCGCAUCCUCCACCUCGCCGCGCUCCACCGCGAGGGCAUCGUCCCGGCCUCCGACGUCGCCGCCUUCCGCGGCCCCAUGCUCGCCGCGCUCGUCGCGCCGCCGCAGCACCCCGAGCAGCCCGCCGUGCUGCGCGACAAGCUCCUAUUCCUCCAGGAGCUCCUCUACGCCAAGUGCAUCUCGGCAGCGGAGUACAACGCCUCCAAGGCGCCCCUCGUGCAGCGCCUCGCCGCGCUCGGCGUCGUCGUCGACUGCCCCGACGCGGAGGUCUCCGCCGAGGAGUGGUCGGAGAUCGACCUCCGGGACCCACCUCCACCCGCCCCCGCGGCGGCUUCCGACAAGCCGAAGCACAAGGCCUUCAUCACGCCAUGGAAGAGCAGAUCCAAGAAGGAGCAGGACGCGAACUGCGGGUCAAGGCCGCCGCUGGCCCCGGUGGACCAGAACAACGUCAAGAACGCGUCAGUCCUCAUGGCCGAGAGCUCGCCGUCGGAAGCCGCGCCCUCCGGAAAGGCCGAGAAGGGGAAGAGGAGGCAUCUCUCAGCGAUGUUCAACAGCGGCAGCAAUGGCUGCGAGAACAAGGACCCCGCGGGGGAGGAAGGGAUCGAUGAGAAGGAAACGGUGAAAGGCAAGAAGAAGAGCUCGUGGGGGUUCGAUGGGCUCAAGAAAUGGAAGAAAGGUGGAUGUAGCAAUGGCGAGGCAGCAGCCAUCGGUGAGCAGCCGGAGCGUGCUCUGCCGCGGUCAUCGUACAGCGAGUGCCGGCUCGAGGCGAGCCCCAUGGCUGCUGGCCCGGAUGCCAAGAGGGCCAAGACGAAGCUGUACUCGGCGACGGCUGAUGAGUCUGCUUCCGAGUUGUUGCAUGAUAAGGUUCUGGUGGACAACACAAAGAAGGAGCUCUCAAGGAUUCAGGCUGAGCUAUCAUCUACAAAUCGGAACUUGAACUUCUCGGAUCAGCAAAUCGAGGCCAUUUCUACAAAGCUUUCGGUGGACAAGUCUGACCUCAAGCCCUUCUUCCCAAAGGCAUGGUGUGAUCAGCAUGGGGACGGCGUGAUCACUGCAGCAAAGAAAGAGUUCAUGGAGCAUGUCGAAGAGAUGGAGAAGCAGAGGGACAUCACUGGCAAUGAGGGCUGGGCUACAUUUGAGGACAUCGACCUUGAUGACAACUUUAACCCCAGGUCCUUCUCUCAGCAUCAGCCAGACUCGGCAGUGAAGGGGAACAAAGUCAAUGAGAGCCUCACCAACAGUUUCACGAACCCCUUCUACAACAAGAACCCGUUCUUGAACACAAACUACAACUGAUAGACGAGUGAAUGAUGUUUGGGUCUAGCGUUGGGAUGUAUCGUUUCAUUUAUAUUCUGGUUACCGCUUAGGUUCAAUUGUUAUAUUGGACCAAGGUUGCUGUCAAUGAUGUUACGGCGGGAGCGUGUAGUUCCCUUUGAUUAAUCAUUUACCCUUGAUAUCUA